Quercus robur (English oak) is the source of this 1326-nucleotide messenger RNA. RefSeq names its product zinc finger protein WIP2-like. The transcript is spliced from 2 exons. Gene Ontology annotation, cellular component: nucleus. Gene Ontology annotation, biological process: anatomical structure development; regulation of gene expression. Bases 134 to 1156 code for a protein of 340 amino acids. Lineage: Eukaryota; Viridiplantae; Streptophyta; Magnoliopsida; Fagales; Fagaceae. Gene Ontology annotation, molecular function: DNA-binding transcription factor activity. The record is from RefSeq and is a predicted model, not a curated record.
GGUGGUUUUGUUCAAUCUCUACCAUAUAAACUUUUGAUAACCUUUUCAUCUCUCACGCUCUCUCUCUCUCUCUCUCUCUCUCUCUAUUUUAACCUGCCCAUCUACCAUCCAUUCUCUCCGACCUCCUCCCAUCAUGACUGAUCCAUACUCCAAUCACUUCAGUGGAUGGUUCAACCUCAAUUCUCUCUACCACUACUCUUCCUCCACAUCCUCCACCCCAUCCUUCUAUUCUCCUUACGACUAUUGCUCAAACAACAAUAUCAAUGUAAACACAACAAACUCUUUCACUUACUUUGAACCCUCACCUCCUUCUCCUCCUCUAAGAGAAGCUCUUCCUCUCCUCAGUUUAAGCCCCACAAGACAUGAAGAACAAGAAUCAUCCUCCUCCUACAUGGAAGUGGAUAAGAACAAGGUGGACAGAGACAAAGAAGAAUUAUUAUUCUCUUCUACUAGUGCUGCCUCUAAUGAUGAUGACCCAGCUGUGACAGUAGCUCUUCAUUUAGGGCUGCCAAGCCCUAGUUCUGCUGAUUUGAUCUCAACCCUCUCCUCCACAGAGAUCUCAGAUAAAGAUGAAGUUACUGUGGCUUCUGGGUACCUUCCAGAUAGGCUCAACAAGGGACAGUAUUGGAUCCCUACACCUGCUCAGAUUUUGAUUGGUCCAACCCAGUUCUCAUGCCCUCUUUGCUUCAAAACCUUCAACAGAUACAACAACAUGCAGAUGCAUAUGUGGGGGCAUGGAUCUCAAUACAGAAAAGGCCCGGAGUCUCUAAGGGGAACACAACCAACAGCCAUGCUAAGGCUACCAUGCUAUUGUUGUGCACCAGGUUGCAGGAACAACAUUGACCACCCAAGGUCAAAACCACUCAAAGACUUUAGGACCCUCCAAACCCAUUACAAGAGAAAGCAUGGGAUCAAGCCCUUCAUGUGUAGAAAAUGUGGCAAAGCCUUUGCUGUUAGGGGGGAUUGGAGAACCCAUGAGAAGAACUGUGGGAAGCUAUGGUAUUGCACUUGUGGCUCUGAUUUCAAGCACAAAAGGUCACUCAAAGAUCACAUCAAGGCGUUUGGACAUGGCCAUGCAGCUUUUGGAAUUGACUGUUUUGAAGAGGAAGAUGAGGCAGCUUCUGAAAUUGAGCAAGAUAAUGAAUCCUCCCAGUGAGAACACUUUGGAAAUUAAGGGAUUGAUCUCAAGCUAAAGUGAUUUUGAAAUCAAUUUCUCAUAUUUUGAGCCGAUGUUUCACAUGACUUUGGCUUAUGUAUGAGCAUAUUAAACGUUAGCAUUAUUUGAUAGCUACCUUUUUCCUUUAAUUAAUUCCAACUCUUGCUAUA